AACAGCACAAAAAAGCAACGGUCACACACACAAAUCGACCACUGCCAUCACGCCCCCUCCACAGCAGCAGCAGCAGCAGCGUCAUGUCAUCCUCUGCCUCGGCUGGUGGUGGUGGCGGGUCGUCAUCGUCGUCAUGCCUGCACAAGACGCGAUUGGACACGUGCUGGCACAUUUGCGACGGCGGCGCGUGGUGGCUGUACAACAUCUUCUGCUGCCCGUUUGUGCUCAUCUACAACGCCUUUGUCAUCUACUUCUUGGGCUGCAUCGGCGUGCUCUUCCACAGGACCUUCCGCACCAUUUGCUGCGCACCGUGCCGCGGCCUGUGUCCGAGUUGGUAUCGCUUCAAGGACAAGCAGUUCCCCGCCGACGCCUCUGCAAUCUUGGAUCCACAGGAGCAGCCAUUCGACGACAACGAGUUCUACCAGGCUCCGCGGGCCGCCAUCGAGGAGAAGAUGGAGUGGAUGCGGGCCGACGAGUUGCUGAAGGAGAUGCAGCGGGAGCGUCGCGGCCAUGCGUCAGCUGCUGCCGCUGGCGCAGAUCAAGACAACGAGCCCGAGCACUUUCGUCUGUUUGAGGAUGGCAUCAACCCCGAUGACAUUGUCCAGGGCGGUGUUGGCGACUGCUGGCUCCUGGCCGCCCUCGCGUCCUUGGCAGAGUAUCCUCAAGCCAUCCGCCAUAUCUUUGUGCAGAAGGAGCACAGUGGUCGCGGCAAGUACAAGCUUCGCUUCUGGGACGUCGGCAAGCAACAGUGGAUUCACGUGACUGUGGAUGACUUCAUUCCCGUCAAGAAGGGCACCACGACACCGUAUUUCAGCCGUCCAAAGGGCAACGAGUUGUGGGUGUUCCUGAUUGAGAAGGCAUUUGCCAAGUAUGUUGGCGGGUAUGCGUAUCUGGAUGGGGGCCGCAGCCCCUGGGCAUGGCACGUGCUAACUGGCGACAACGUCUUCAGCUACAAGCUCUCCGCCCUCAAGGACCAGUGGGAGCGCCACAUCUACAAGUUUGAGGCCACCACCAGCAAGAAGCAGCAGCGCCACAAAAUGUUCUUGCGUGACACAUACGAGCGCAACGACCACACGCGCAUGUUUGAGCUGCUCCGCCAGUUCUGUCGCCAGCGAGCAGUGAUGGCUGCCUCCAUCCACGACAAAGCCCGCGCUACAGACGGCCUUGUGUCGCACCAUGCGUACUCGCUGAUUGAUGCAAAGGAGGUUGGCGGGUACGAGCUGGUGCAGCUGCGCAACCCCUGGUCCAUUGGCGAGUGGACGGGACCUUGGAGCGACAAGAGCGAUCUCUGGGAACGGCACCCGAAUGUUGCGCGGCGCUGCAAGUAUCACGAGCGGGAUGAGUUUGACGGCACGUUCUGGAUGUCGUUUUCCGACUUUUACUCGCGGUUUGAUCGCAUUGACGUGUGUGAUCGCUCUGCCUUCCGCGAUCUCCACCUCGACGUGCGUGAGGACCAGGGCUGUCCAGGCGUCGUCAAGGGCUGUGUGCACGGCUGCUCGACCUUCUGGUGCCUGUGCCGCGGGCUGCGGGUGCUGUACUUUGGCCACCGCACGAGCCGCGAGGUGGAGUACCAUGCAGGCCCUUGCUCGUGCAUGAAGGACACGGGCCGGUCCUGGACCGUCGAUGACGUUGGAGCAGCCAUGGUGUGAUGGUCUUGACUUGUCGUCCAACAUGGCGACGUAUCUACAUAUAUUUCGCCUUUUUCUUCCACCCCCACACAUUCGCACGCUCUGUUUUCUGCGCAAACCCGUCAUUCCCCCCCUCCCAUACCCGCACGUGUGCAUCUGCGACGCUAAGCACCAACCUCAUUGGUUUUCUUUGCUUGCUUCUUUCUCUCCCUUUGUUGUAAUGUGUGUGUCCCCUGUGUGUGUCCCCUUCAUCAGCUGUCUAUUGUGCCGCCCCCCCCCCCUGGUUUCACUCAUUCAACACAGUGACAUGACAUGCUUUGAGAGAUGGGG
Molecule: messenger RNA, 1958 nt
Organism: Salpingoeca rosetta
Lineage: Eukaryota; Choanoflagellata; Craspedida; Salpingoecidae
Exons: 8
Coding region: 84-1649 (521 amino acids)
Biological process (GO): proteolysis
Cellular component (GO): cytoplasm
Molecular function (GO): calcium-dependent cysteine-type endopeptidase activity
Source: RefSeq, a predicted model, not a curated record